This is a messenger RNA of Elaeis guineensis (African oil palm), 1982 nucleotides long. Its product is annotated as protein NRT1/ PTR FAMILY 2.11. Gene Ontology annotation, molecular function: transmembrane transporter activity. NCBI's taxonomy places the organism in Eukaryota, Viridiplantae, Streptophyta, Magnoliopsida, Arecales, Arecaceae. Gene Ontology annotation, biological process: transmembrane transport. The record is from RefSeq and is a predicted model, not a curated record. Gene Ontology annotation, cellular component: membrane.
GGUCAUACCGGACACUCACCAACUCUCUCUUCCUACAAAUUAAGGAACUAAGAGAGCUAAGCAAUAAGAAAAAGAGUGGGGAAGAGAGUUGGACACAGAAAGGAUGGCAGGAGAGAAGCCACAAGAAAUAGAGAAACUAGAGAAUGGCACAGCACCGGAGCCAGAAAUCAAGUAUAGCGGAUGGAAAGCCAUGCCAUAUGUCAUAGGGAAUGAGACAUUCGAGAAGUUGGGGACCAUCGGCACGUCGGCGAACCUGUUGGUCUACCUCACCACCGUCUUCCACUUGAACAGUGUUGCUGCGGCCACCCUCCUCAAUGUUUUCAAUGGGACUACCAACUUGACUCCCCUUCUUGGGGCCUUUCUCUCGGACACCUAUUUGGGCCGCUACGUUACCUUGGGAUUUGCUUCUGUUUCUUCACUAUUGGGCAUGUUUGUGCUCACUCUUACUGCUGCAAUCUCCAAGCUGCACCCUCCACAGUGUGACAAAAGCCAAAAAUGUGUAGGCCCAUCAUCAGGGCAGCUUGCGGUCCUCUUCUGCAGCUUUCUUCUGUUAAUCAUUGGAGCAGGAGGCAUUCGGCCAUGCAACCUAGCCUUUGGUGCAGACCAAUUCAACCCUUAUACGGAGUCUGGAAGGAAGGGUAUCAAUAGCUUCUUCAAUUGGUACUAUUUCACCUUUACAACGGCCAUGAUGAUCUCCUCCACCAUCAUCAUCUAUAUACAAAGCAACAUCAGCUGGGCUCUGGGUCUUGCCAUUCCCACCUUCCUCAUGUUCUUCUCCUGCGCUUUCUUCUUUCUUGGGACCAGACUCUAUGUGAAAGUGAAGCCCGAGGGGAGUCCCUUCACCGACAUUGCCCAGGUCUUGGCAGUGGCAGUUAAAAAACGAGGGCUAAAGCAACCUGAUGAUCCAAAGACAUCUCUCUUCAAUCCUCCACAUCUUAGUUCUCUUGUCACCAAGCUUCCAUACAGUGACCAAUUCAAAUUUCUUGACAAGGCUGCGAUCAUUACUCCUGUUGAUGAAAUCAAACCAGAUGGCCAUGCUGCAAAUCCAUGGAGACUAUGUAGUCUCCAACAAGUUGAGCAGGUAAAAUGUCUGGUAAGAAUCAUUCCUAUAUGGGCUACAGGCAUCAUCCUCCAUAUUUCAAUUAUCCAAGAAACGACUUUCAUCGUCUUUCAAGCCCUUCAAGCUGAUAGACAUUUUGGAAAGAGCAAAUUUGAGAUACCAGCUGCUUCUUUCAAUGUAUUCGCCAUGUUAGCCUUAACAAUUUGGAUACCUAUUUAUGAUCGCAUUGUACUCCCAUGGCUUCGAAGAAUUACUGGUAAAGAAGGUGGAUUUACGUUACUCCAGAGGAUGGGAAUUGGAAUUUUUCUAUCAAUAGUCGCCAUGGUUGUCUCUGGAUUGGUCGAAGAGCGAAGGAGGAGUUACGCCAUUCACCGGCCAACCCUUGGGGUGGUGUCGAGUAGUGGUGCGAUAUCGUCGUUGUCUAGCUUCUGGUUGGUACCUCAGUUAGUGAUUUUGGGCUUCGCUGAGGCUUUUAAUGUUAUCGGUCAGGUUGAAUUUUACUACAAACAAUUUCCAGAAAAUAUGAGAAGUAUCGCUGGGGGUUUGCUCUUCUGUGGGCUAGCAUGUGCUAAUUACUUGAGUGGUUUCAUGGUGACGAUUGUUCAUCGAACUACUGGUCACAAUGGGAGAGAUAAUUGGUUAGCUAGUGACCUAAACAAGGCAAGAUUGGACUAUUUCUAUUACCUGAUUGCUUUAAUCGGAGUUAUUGACUUAAUGGUUUUUAUUGUUUUGGCCAGAUGGUAUAGAUACAAAGGUUUAGAAGAUCGUUCUGAAACUGCCAUGGAGAAAACCAAAUCAGAACAUUCUCCUAUUUAAACUAGCACUUGAUAAUGAGAUAUAGAUUUUUCUUGAUGUAUGGUAUUUUAGUUGUCACUAUAUGGAAAACAAAAUAUAAAUGAAAUGGAUGAUAUUUUCUCGUAAA